AAUGAUAUCGCUGGUUACAUGGCGCGGCGUUAUCUGUCAGUCAGUCGAUGCUGUGAUUUCUGCCGCUGCUGUUUGAGCCUCCUCGUCAAUGUUUGGGCCCCACGCGGACUCUCCCCGGUUACUAGGUAGCGGCUGUAACCAGGCAACGGCGCUUCCAACACAGAGCGCAGCCUCCAGGCUUGCAGCCAUCUUCCAAACGACCACCGAGUACAAGCGAACGCACGGACAGUACUCUCUGAGCACGGGGGAAGCAGGGACUUUUAACCUAAAGUCUUCUCAUUCACAAGAAAAAGGACCCGCAAAAAUGACUAUGGUUCGCGGUAAUCCGGCAAGAAGAGGAUGUUGUGGGGUUAGGGGGCCGGGGAACGGUGACCUUUGACAGCGCCGGCGCUGGGGAUGCUGGGUAUUGUAUUGUUUUGGGUUGGGAUAGGGGGAGGGGAGACCUGUCAACUGGAGGGUGCAGUCUGGGGGGGGGGGAAAGGAAGCUGUGUACUAUAUGUGCGAGUGGGAUUGUUGUCUUCUAGUCUAGUCCUUUGCUGCUUCAGUGUCUUUUUUUUAAACCUCUUCCCCUGAAAAAAAUAAAAAAAUGUUCUGAGUGAAAAAGGAAAAUAAAGAAUGAAAGACAAAAGGAAAAAGAAGGACCGCACUUGGGCUGAGGCGGCCCGUUUGGUCCUGGAAAAACAUCCUAACACACCAAUGACACCAAAGCAGAUAUUACAAGUCAUUCAGAAAGAGGGCUUGAAAGAAAUGAGUGGAACCUCUCCUCUGGCUUGCCUUAACGCCAUGCUACAUACCAAUGCUCGUGUGGAAGAUGGAGCUUUCUGUCGAAUUCCAGGAAAGAUGGGUCUUUAUGCUCUUAAAAAAGAUGAAUUGGUAAUGUCAGCAGAGGGGGUCAUUGAUUUGGAGUGCGAAUCAGAUUUAGACAGCUGUGAAAUGGCUGAGACAAACAACAGUAAUGGAGAGGAAAAUGGAGUUUGUUCCGACCCCAAACCUAUGACUGAUGACAGUUCUUCUCCAACUAGUCCAAGUUUUUCAACUUCAGUUGCGCAAAACAAGGUCUUGUCUUCUACUCAACAACAUACUAAAAAAGCACUAAAACAGGCACUGAAGCAGCAACAAAAGCGGAGGAUUGGUGUUUCGAUGAUGAUGAACAAGGCCAUACCUUGUGUCGUAUUGACGCCACUAAAAGUGCCAGAGGAGCACUCAGAGUCACCAGCAGGGUCUGAAUCAAGCAUAAUUGAACUGAAUGGUUCGGAUAAAGAAUUAAAAGAAGGUUCAAGAUCCUCACCAAGUCUCAUUAAAACAACAGAUCCGCAACUGAAAAAACUCAAAAGAUCCAGCUCAGGGCAGUUAAAACGGACGAGAGGAGAGGAAAUUGAUGUUGAGACCCCAGGAUCUAUCCUAGUAAACACCAACCUGCGAGCUCUAAUAAACAAGCACACAUUUGCCUCUCUACCACAUCACUUCCAACAACAGCUCCUGAUUUUACUACCAGAAGUAGACAGGCAGGUUGGGUGUGAUGGAGUUUCUCGCCUCAGUGCGUCAGCCCUGAAUAAUGAAUUCUUUGCUUACGCAGCACAAGGUUGGAAGGAACGAUUAGCAGAAGGUGAAUUUACUCCAGAAAUGCAGUUACGGAUUCGACAAGAGAUUGAAAAGGAGAAGAAGAUAGAACAAUGGAAAGAAACAUUUUUUGAACAAUAUUAUGGAGAAAAGAUGGGUGUAACACAAGAAGAAGCUAUGAAGCUGGAAUUAGUAAAAGAGUCUUUUGAAAACCAAGACAGCUAUUUAUUUUCAGUACCAUACUCCCUAUCAGAGCCCUGUGAGAUUAUGUCUGGUAUUAAGCAUGAAAGCCAAGAAAGUGUUGUGCCUUAUACAGAUCUAAAGCAAACACAAUGCAAUGUACAGCGAAUCCCAGCCAAAGAACCAUCCAUAACUGCUAAAGAGGAGGAUAUACUAAUAUCCUUGUGUUCAGAAAUUACCUCAAAUGAAUCUGUUAUUCAGGAAGAGAUAGCAGAAGAAGUUGAACUGAAUAUUUGCGGAAUCCUUGGUGAGAAUAGAUCUCCGGAGUCCAGUGCCUGUGACGUUGAGCAGCCUUGCUUGCUUAGCCCUGAUAAAUUGGAACAAGAAGUGCCAGCAGAAGACUUGAAGCCUGUUCUCAUUACACAAAGUAUCAAUGAAUUAGACUCUCAAUCUGAGCACACUGACGACUUACAAAUGCCUCCUUUUGAGAUAUCUAACAUUUCUUCACAACACAUUACUUCUACUUCUGCACCAUAUCAACUUUCUGGUUGCUUUAAUGAAUCUAACAGUAAUUCAUGUGAACUGACACUGAACACAAAUAAUGAGGAAAAUACCCUGGAACAGUGUAGCACUCCUGUGUGCUUACCAACUUCAUCUUAUUGUGGUGAGCUUGGAGCUGUUAUCAAUGUGUCUACUUCACCAGAGAGAAAUAUACAAUGCACAUCUCAACAACGACAUACCUCUGCAUACCCUGAAACCUCUGUACUGACUGAGCAUUCUGAAAGUGAGAACAAAGAACCUGAAAAUCAACUAAGGACAUUUCAGUCCAUCUCUCAGUCACCUAUACGAAUGUCAACACCGUCAGAUUUUUCAACGUCAGCUUCAGCAGAAGGAAGAAAUGACAACAAAGAUAUUGAGCUACAAAAGAGAAAACCAGUGGAACAGCACAGCCUGGAGUUUUGUCAGGAGAAAAGGGCUAGAAUUGAAAAUGACCAGCCCUUUCAGACUUUGCCCAGCAGAGUACAAAGUAAAAAAGAUAUACCCACAAAAGAAGAGCCAAAGGUCCCACCUAUCAAGAUUCACUUGUCAAGAAUCAAGCUUCCUUUUGUCAUCCAGAGCCAUCCAUCCUACCAGAUUUGUCCCAAGACAUCCCCCAGUGUUGUACUGGGUGGAGGAAGAAAUACAGGUGCAAGGACCCUUGCAGAUAUCAAGGCCAGAGCACAACAAGCUAGAGCACAGAGAGAGGCAGCUGCAGCAGCAACAGCUGGAACAACAGGAGAUGGAGGAACCAGCAAUACAGGAUCAAGUGGAGGACAGACCAGAACAUUGGCAGAUAUUAAAGCACAAACAAAGGCAAAAUUACUUGCAAAACAUCUUGCAAGAGCACUGUUACUGCAUUCAGAUGAACAGCCCUCUUGUAAACAAGACAGAACUGCAGAGGGGGAUAUGCAGGACACCAACCUUUCAAAGAGUGAGGAGAUAGUUAAAGCAGGGCACACCCCUUCCAUAAAUACAUUUAUAACGUGCUGUACUGAAAACACCCCUGUUCUAAAAGUAGAUGGCAGUGUCACCAAUGGUGCUAUGUCUUACUCUCCUGAUAUUGCUGCAGUGGCAAACCCUGCUGUCAGUAAUACAGUACCCAACUGUGUCAGUAAUGCUACAAUUCUACACUGCACUGACAAUAUUGCAGUGCCAAGCACUGCUAGUCUUGCUCUGACCACCUUUACAGACAAUAUCACUGUACCCAACUCUAGUGUUGAGGAUCAGUAUCCUCACAAUAUUAUUGAACAGAAAUAUAUUAACAACAUUGGCACGCAAAGCUGUGUUGAUAAUGGCGUCACGUCAAAUCAUGCUAACAGAAAUUCCAUAUCAGGUAGUGCUACUAGUAACACACUGCCAGUUUGUACUAAUGGAAUUAUUGUCCCAAGUACUAGUAAUGUUGGUAAUAAUAUUGUCUCUCCAUAUUCUGCUGACAUUGUUUCCAAAGCUCAUACUGAACAUGGAUCCAUACAAUGUUCACCUGAAGGUAUUGUUUUGUCUGAGUAUUGCGUCAGGGCAAGUUCUCCUAAUAAAAGCUCAACUCCAAACUCUAGUGAUGAUAUGACCGUUCUCAACAGUAAUGAAAAUGAAGUUAAUAACUGCCAUGAUGCUUUUGGGUAUCAGUCUGUUAGUAACACCACACUGUGCGGCUCUGUUACCAGUACUGGCAUUUCGAGUUUCAAUAAUAGUUUGAAUUUUACCAGUGAUAUCAAAAUGCCAACUAACUCCAGUGUUGAAACUAUCCCAAAUUCCACAAACAUGUCACUCAAUCUGAAAUCUAUUUCAACACUCGAGGAAAACAGUAGUAGAGUUACAAAUGCUGAGCUUUUAAACUCUUCAAAACCUCUUAUCGUUACAGAAGGACCCACUAAUCCUGAUAUAGGUUACACUGUAGCUAAUUCACAAACCAUGUUAAGAAACUACUUUUCAAAUUUCAGUAUGGAUUCCCAGGUUGAAAUAGUUAAAACUGAAGAUGCCUUCAACAGUAAAGUACAUUCUCAGGAAUUUGUCAGUAACUGGCCUGAAUCAGAUUGUGAUAAUCAAUUACAAAACAGCAGCAGAAGCAAUUACUGUCAUAUCUUAACAGACCAAGAGAAAGACAGUCAACUGCUACCAUCUAAAGAUUCACAAGGAACGACACCCCACCCUGAAACAACAGACACCAAUGGUCUACGGUUUGAACUUACUGAUCAGCAGCAUCAGACUUUUACGGUUAAAAAAUCAAUGGAUUUAGAAGGAAUGGGUAGUAAUAGCCAGGAGCAAACUGUUUCAGGCCAAAGUAAGCCUAGUCAUCAUGUUAGUGAGGAAACACAAAGUGUGAAUGAAUUAGUGAGUAAUGUUAACGAAAGACACAGUUUGAAUACCCAUAAAGAAUAUGAUGAUAGUACAGUAAAGAAUGAUAAAUUGUAUAGUUAUACAAACCCUGAAGAGACCACAGAUACAAAAAAAAGAACAUUGGAGUCUCUUAGUAUUCUUGUUGAGGCCAAAGCUGACCAGUCUAGGCUUGAGGAACAAUAUUUGGCCUCUGGAACUAAACUAGGACAACAUCCAGAAAAGUGCAAUGCUAUAGAAAAUCACCCUCAAAUUAAUCCAAUGAUAGUCAAUUUGCAAGGAAAAUGUUCUAAACCACCUUUAGGCACAAACGAGUCUCAGACAUUCACACUAGCAGCUACUGAAAACCAAGAAAGAACUUCUGCUCCUGGAAGCACUAAUCGUCACCUUUCAUCAGUUGAAGCCAAUAACCCUCUUGUAACACAGUUGCUGCAAGGCAAUCUGCCAUUGGAGAAAGUACUGCCUCAGCUUAGAUCGGGUGCCAGGCUUGAAAUUAAUCGAUUUCCGUUGCCUUCUCGAGGGUCUGCCGAAUCCAAAGUGACUACAGCCGAUCGAGAUGUCACCAUUAAUAUUCCUCACACUCCUCAGGCCUCAAUGGGGCAUACAUGGGGUACGGUAUGGCAAAUUCAAUGCAAAACCCGUGACAUGCAUAUAAGUAAAAGACAGGCUAAGUCAGUAGGAGAACAGUCACAAAGUAGGUUUAAUCAAGCAAAGCAAUUCACUGCUGUCGGUGUUAAAAUGUGGGCCGAGGAUCAAUCAGGGGAACAGCAGACAUUAUUUAAACAGGAAUGGAUCAACAAAACUUUUAUUCAGCACAAAGUUGCUCAAAGCCCAGUGUUUAAAGAGCACAUGAGAACUUUGCCUUCAUGCAGUUUUGAGCAAAAUUUGUUGACCAGCAGUGACAACAGCAGCAGCUUGAAUGUUGCAGCCCCAGUCUCACAGAGACAGCACACUCACCAAAAAUCUGUUAUUUUGCCAGGAUUGACUGAUUCAGAAACCUCACUGCAAGCCACCCCAGCAACCACACUGGCCUAUGCCACUCCAAAUGCAUUAACAUUCAACCGACCUCUGGAGAGAGGCAGCCCAGCAUUUAACACCGCAACACAAGUCAAUACAUUAACAGACACAGAUCAGGAAAGCACAGAUGCCAUUUUCUCAAAUCACGUUAAAAAUAAGCAAACUGAUAGCAGCUGCAGAGGAAAACAAAGUGUCCAGAAUAAAUCUGUAAAACAUCUUGUGACUCCAAGCGAAUGUGAAGUGCCACCUAAUCAAAACCUAAGAUCUGUUUCUAUGGAAACCAAUAAAAGACCAAGUUUGCUUUCUACAACUGACACCUGUAGCGCAAUUAAAAUGGAGACGUUUUCUGUUGAGGGCUUAAACAAUGGCUGUGCAGUGGAUGUCAAAGAUAUGUCAACUUACCAUAAUGAAGCAAAAGAGCAUAUAAAGGAUUUUGGACCAACAAUGGAUGUAUUUUUAGGCAAAAUAGUAAAUGAAUCUGACUUUUCUUCUCCUCUGCCCUCGGGGUCUGGUAAACCAGUUUCACAGGUUGCUAAUUCAAAACUUCUGCAUCAACAGCAACUCUAUGGCAAUUAUUCUACAUUACAUUUCAGUGGAACUAAUUUAAAACAAGCUGCUUCUGUUAUUGAACAGUCCAUUGGUAGUUUUUUGGGAAGCAGCGGAAACAGCACUAUUACUUUGACUCAUCAGAACACUCCUGUUCCAACUCAUAGAUUUUCUAAUAAUGAUGGUGAAGAACUGGAAUUGAAGUGCUCUUGCAGGCUUAAAGCCAUGAUUAUGUGUAAAGGAUGUGGAGCCUUCUGUCAUGAUGACUGCAUAGGGCCUUCAAAAUUAUGUGUAGCAUGCUUAGUAGUACGAUAGAGAAUGUCUAAUCAAAAGGAUUAUAUCCACCCAAUGUAUAACACAGGAAUACCAAGGUUUUGACUAUACAUGAUCAUGCUAAGGAAUUGUAAAGGGUAUCUUGUAAAUCCUUUGAGAAGUCCAUUGAAUUACGCAAAGUUUCAAGAUUAUAAUGUUUAUUCUAAUUAUAUUCUGGAUUAAUGAAUUUUCUAUAUUCAUUAAAUUCUAAUUCUAGAUGAGUUAGCGAUAGAUGUAGAUGAUUACAAAUGACAGCUGCAUGUUGGUAUGCCAAUUCAGCCCUCAAUGAAUUGGUAGGGAGAGAAGGUUGCACUGGCAAUUCCAUGCAGAAUGCAUCCAAUAAAAAAGAGCAGGGCCAUAAUUCUGUCUUUCUAACAACAGGAAUAGCAUUAGGGUUAUUGGCAGCAUUGUGAGAGCAAGUGUUCGGUCUUUCUCAGUCAAAUGGCAAAUAAGCGAGCAACCCAAAAACACAAAGGUAAAUUAAAAUUAUGGGAAAUAUUUUAUUCUAGGUGCGAUGUAAUAUUAAACACAUUACUUUGAAAGGAUUUCUGUUUUUAAAGGGUUAAAAAUCCUUUUAGAUACUGAAAUAGUUUGCAAGUAGUUUGUCAAGAGAUUUUUUUAUCAUUUACAGAAAAGUGUAUUUUUUACUUUCUUUGUAGGCCUAUUAGAGAAGUUCAAAAUUCUACAAGGUUUGUCUUUGCAAAGAUCUAUUCUUAGGUCUAUCGCAGACUAAUCAACAGUUAUGUUAAUUAUGUGCCAGAAUACUGAAUGCACAAAUUUGCAUACUCCAUGUCUGAAACACUAAAGCCAGCUGAGUUUUUAAAUACAGAAACUAUAUGAGUUGUAUAAAAGGAAAGCUUGGUUAAAUAUUAGCACUAUUUUUUAAGUUUUCUAACAGUAGGUUUUAUAGUCUUCAAAUGAAUUAUGCACCAGGAUGGCGUUAGCACAUCUGAGAUUGAAACACAAUGUGCAUUUGCUUAAGUGUAUUUUUGUGCAGUUUUAUCAUUAUAAUAGGUAGACUACUUUCUCUGAGUCUUCAUCAGUGUGAGGAAUUUUUAGUUGUUUAAAAGCACUGAUAAUUUACAUAAGCUGCUUCUGGGGCUAGUUUAACCCCAAAUUGUGUCAUGAUACUGUAAUUAUCCUGGCAAUGUUAGGCAAAGCAGGGAAUGAUAUUGUUGUAGUUCAUCAAUAUUACAACCAAAUAUACCAAAUGGAAACUUGGUAUAAAACUUGUUUGAUUAGUUAGAUCAUUGAAGUAUUACACAUAAAAAUGUUUUUUUUAAAUUGGGGAAAUUGAUGAAAACAAACAAGUACAAUAUUUUUCAGAGAAAUAUCAUAGCCUGCAUUUAUUUAAAAUAGUGUUACUAUUAACGUUGCUCAUCCAUAUUUGUUACCUUUCUAAUUUACUUUCAUCAUGCAAUAGCACUUUGUAAGAGUAUGCAGCAAACACAACAAAUGUAGAAUUGAUUGAACUUGUUUUUUUGUGAUAUAUUUGUUAGUUAAUGGAAUAUGGUUGGAUCAUGCAAUUUUUUUUCAUCUUUUUAAUGAAAUUUAUGUGUUGCACAAAAACGCGAGGAUCUCACAGGACAUUGGUGCUGCUAAACUGGGUUACUAGGUAUUUAUAGACCAUUGUAAGCUUAUAGUCCAAGAAAUUAUCAAUGAAAAGCAUCAUGUGUAAUUUCAACGAUCUUUAAAAUCACGUAACAAUGCUAUUCACCUCUGAUGUGAUGGAACCUUAUUUGCUGCUAUCACUAACUGUUUUAAUUGAAUUAAUCUUUAAUGACUAAUCAUUUUCAAAGGCUUUGUUUCAUACCCUCCUCCCUAGAAUUUGAAUAACUCAUAACUCAUGGAAUCACUCAUAAUUUCAUAACAAUUGCCCAAUCUUCAUUUGUAAACAUGGGCAAUGAUUACUAGUAUGCGGAAUGUUGAGUCACAAGAAUGCUGACUGUGAUCUUAUCUACACAUGUGUGGAUAGAUAUUAUUGCUGUUUGACUCAACCACAGUCUGUGACAACCCUAUAGUGACCAUUUCCAAGAGGCCCCACAUAAAUAAAAACCAAUUAGGCAGCAAUUGGAUAAGUGUUCUCAUUUCUGGGCUUUGCAAGAUUGAUGUCUUUUGCUGCCAACCAAUCAGAGGCCAGUAGACCUCCAGGCCAGUCAGGCAAGUCUGGGGGAAGGAAAUCAAUUUAAAGGGAGGAAGGCCUAUCCACAGAAUUGACAACAAAAACCAGCAAAGAGCCCAUGUUCUCAUCCUAGACCUGCUGUUUAGUAGCCUAAUGACAUUACCACCACAUUAACAUCCACCCUCAUCUGCUAUCCUGUAUAAUGUCUGUCGAUAGGAUUCUGAGCUGGGUUAAGGUUUAGCACCUUCCUGGUCUAUAUAACUCAGCACUUAUCAGCAAAUCAAGAGUUCUAUAAUUUAAUAGACCCAUUGUUUUGUUUUUCCUGCGCAUUAAACAAAUUUAAAAUGAGUAUAGAAUUUCAAUCAGAAAGCAAACCAAUUUUUAUACUUAGACUCAGGUAGAGUAAGUUAAAUUGACCCAGUAAAUUAAUGCAUCCCAAUCGAGUGAUAGGAAUCACCAUUGUAAAAUGCAUUUUCUAAAUUUUAUCUGCACUGCAGAUGCAUUUUCUAUCUGCGCUGCAGAUAGUUGUCACCUGAAGCCCAUCAUAUAGUUUCCUCAGCUAGAUAUUGUUUGUUUGCAUGUGUCCUGCUAUCAAUGGUAUCUGUGCCUGUUGGUCAAAAGUAAAAGGUGCAGCAGGAACUUGCAAGGUGGAAAAAAUCAAAUAAAUUAACAUACACUUCAGUACUUUGCCAAUGUUAAUGAAUACUACAUUGUCUUAACUCCAUCAAAAGCAAUGUGCUCAGAGUAUAGAAACAGUUCUGUUAAAUUUAACUUAAAUAAUCUAAAGCUUGGUAAUUGUCCAUGGCAGUUGAAGUAGUUAUUCUAUCUCUGUUCUUGAUGAUCAGAUUUAAUGUAUGAGUUUGUUAUUCACCAUUGACUGAUAGAUUGCAUAUCUGAAUGAUUACCUGGUCAACUAAAUAGUUUCCAGAUCAUAAUUAUUGGAUCCAUUGUGUUAGAUUCAUAAAACCAGAUAGAUUUGUUCCCUGAAAUGCCAUUAGUAAAAGAUCAGCAAUUAUGCUCAGGACUCUGUCUCUUGUAUAAAGGGAAAAAAAGCACUAUAAAAAGGGUAUUAAUGGGGAUUUGUUUUUAUUGUUUUCUUGUUUUGGUGUGAAAAAGCAAUGGUUAAAGUGUUUUUUAGAAAUGCAUUUUACUUAACUUUCAUAAACUUUUAUUAAUAUGAUCUCAAGAGUGCUUGUAAAACUUGAACCAUAAACAUGACAGUAAGCAUUGGUUGCUAACAAUUAUGAACAUUAUUACACAUAUACAAAUGCAGAAUAAAUUAACACAGCAGCCGGCAUUAAUGUAACAAGAAUUAAUUGCUUUAUAUGUUAAGAUGUAUUUUAAAAUCUUCAAUAUGAGCCAUUUCAAACUAUUUAGAGUAAAAUUCCAUUUAGUUUUCAAAAUGUCGUUGCCCGUUGCUAUUGCAAGACCUACUUCACAAUUCUUCCCAGUAACAGUUGUGUCAUUUUGCUUAUUUUAAAUAAUUUUAGUGCGAAAAUGGCUGAAUUGGAAUAGAAUACCUACAGUGUGGAAAUAGGCCAUUCAGCCCAACAAGUCCACACUGACCUUCUGAAAAGCAUCCCAAUGGCCCAGACUCAUUGCCCUACCUUACCCCUUUGACCCUGCAUUUCCCAUGGCUAAUGCACCUAACCUACACAUACCAGGGCCUUACAGGAUAAUAUAGCAUGGCCACCUAACCUGCAUAUGUUUGGACUGUGAGAGGAAACCCACACAGACACAGGGAGAACAUGCAAACUCCACGCCAUUGGAAUUAAACCCACUCUUCAGGGAAAUAAUUUGUAAAUGUGAAUGUUAGUUUAAGGCACAGGUUCAAACCUUAAGCUCCGUUUCCAAACCACAUGCUGUGCCCUUUAAGUUGUAACUUCAGAUGCUUUUUCUUCCAACAAUUGGACAAACAUUCUUUUUUAAUUAGAAAUUUACAAAAAGUGUUCUAUAAAAUUUUGAGAAUAAAUCAUUGAUUUUAAAAGCUCUAAAUUGUACAAGUGCAACUGGAUAUUUCUGCAUCCAUUUCAUCAACUUGGAAGGAAAUAAAGUUGAACUACUUGUACAUAAAUCCAUUUAACGUAACUAGAACCGGUGUGACUUCCCAAAUUUCUGGUUUAAAAUAAAUCUAUCAACUUAUAUUCCAAACAUUUAAAAUUAAGUUAAUUUCAAGAAAAGCUUUAAAGUGCAUAGGAAAUAAUAAGCCAAUGGGACUGGGGAUAAUUGUUUCAGAGAGACAGAACUAAUACAAUAGGCUAAUUACUCAGUUAUAGAGCUUUAACAUUUUAUGACUAUAUGUAUAAAUUAUAUAAUCUUUACUUUUGACUUUCUUCAUGCAUUAUGGCCCUGUUGAAGGAAUAAACAAAAGUGGUUCAAUUGUGGUUCUCAGCUUUUGAUGCGUUUGAUAACAUUUAACUGGUGAUUGCGCCAUCUCCUUUUAUAUUUCAACCAUUUGUUCACUUUCUUGUUAUUAUGUAAGCAAAUGCUCUCCUUUAAUAUAAUAUUGUAUUCAUGGUAUCUCAUUGAUCCAGACUAUCUAUAUUGACAAAUAUGGUUUAAAAUAUCAUUCAACCAUAUGACAUGUACUAUAAUAAUCAUUUUGUUGCAGUUUCUUUUUUUCUGUUCUGUUUACCAAAGAUAAAUUGAGUCAAGUUGCAUAAAUUCAGAAAUCGUUUACAAAGUCCUCUGAAGAGGCAGUUUAUUUUCUUCUCAGUGCAUUUCUAUUAUUUAACAUGUAUUGCCUAACAGUGACUGACAGAACAACUAGCCAAUCCAAAUUUUCAUAAAUAAACAAUGUGUUUAAUUUGUUGUAAAUUCAGGGAAUCACAUUUUGCAUUGUGUGUUAUCUUUCUGUUUUCG
Messenger RNA from Stegostoma tigrinum, 11470 nucleotides. Its product is annotated as putative Polycomb group protein ASXL3. The record is from RefSeq and is a predicted model, not a curated record. Bases 616 to 6489 code for a protein of 1957 amino acids. Gene Ontology annotation, biological process: positive regulation of transcription by RNA polymerase II; animal organ morphogenesis. The transcript is spliced from 12 exons. Gene Ontology annotation, cellular component: PR-DUB complex. Lineage: Eukaryota; Metazoa; Chordata; Chondrichthyes; Orectolobiformes; Stegostomatidae. Gene Ontology annotation, molecular function: peroxisome proliferator activated receptor binding; DNA binding; chromatin binding.